Molecule: messenger RNA, 2942 nt
Organism: Ahaetulla prasina
Lineage: Eukaryota; Metazoa; Chordata; Lepidosauria; Squamata; Colubridae
Gene: ARAF
Product: A-Raf proto-oncogene, serine/threonine kinase
Exons: 17
Coding region: 402-2300 (632 amino acids)
Biological process (GO): protein phosphorylation; signal transduction
Cellular component (GO): cytosol; mitochondrion
Molecular function (GO): protein kinase activity; ATP binding
Source: RefSeq, a predicted model, not a curated record
GGGGGGACGGGUUCGGGCAAUCCAGCAAGCCGCGCUGGAAAAGGUGUGGCGGGUCGUGGGCCAGCAGUUAGAGCCAGAGUCCAAACGAUCCCGCGGGGAACUAGCCUCUGUGCCUCGGGAAUGCUGCCGAACCGGCCUGGAUUUGGCCUGCGCCUCUGGUUCCAUUUGCAGGUCGGUGGAUUUUUCUCUUCCGCAAAUCUUCCCCGCCCACCUUGUCGUGGAUUCCUUUCCCGAAAAUACCUGCACUUCAACACUGAAGAGAUCUUUGUGAACGAACUUACCUUCGCUCCAGCUCUCGCUUCCUUUACGUAAGGAAAAAAAUAUCGGUACAAAGAUCUGCCUCCACUCCAGACGCAGCUGUGUCUAAGCAGAGACUUGGCUUGAUUGACAGAAUCACCCGCAUGAGGCGCAACCUACACUCCUCCGACUCUCUCUCCAAUGGCUUCUCCUCACCUUCUCCAGAUCGAGACCCUUCAAAUGGGGGUAGCAGUGAGGACAUCCUACCUUUCCCGGGUAGCCUGACAACAGUGAUUGCUUCUUGCAGGAGAAGGUUAGGAAGGAGGGCCAUGGCUGAGAACCGGAGCACUAUUAAGGUGGAUCUUCCCAACCAACAGCGAACAGUGGUCACUGUCCGGCCAGGUAUGACUGUAUAUGACUCCCUAGACAAGGCCCUGAAAGUGCGUGGACUUAACCAGGACUGCUGUGUUGUUUACAGAAAAAGGGGUGAUGGGCGAAAAACCAUCACAGAUUGGGAGACAGACUUGGUCAAUCUGGAAGGGGCUGAGCUUUCUGUAGAAGUUCUGGAGAAUGUUCCUCUUACUAUGCACAAUUUUGUUCGCAAGACAUAUUUCAAUUUGGCCUUUUGCGAUUUCUGCCUUAAGUUCAUAUUCCAUGGCUUUCGAUGUCAAACAUGUGGCUACAAGUUCCACGAACACUGCAGUAGCAAAGUGCCUACAGUAUGCGUGGACCUGGCUACAACCCACAAACCUGUUUACAGCCAUGAAUUGUGUCAAGACAAUAUCCCCACAACCUUUAUCCAGCCUAGCUACAAACCCAUGACCCCUCAAGCAGUCAGCUCAAACAAGCAGUCACCCCUCAAUCAAGAUGCCUUCAAUUUUCCCAGCCUUCUCAGCGAUGGGCGUCUACAACGACACCGCUCAACUUCUACCCCUAAUGUCCAUAUGAUCAGCACCACCAGUCCUGUGGACAGCAGCAUCCUUGAGGUCAUAUCCAGGAACCACAACACAGAUGCAGUGGGUGGGCCUGAGUUGUUUCCUAGCACCCCACCAGCCCCCUCAGUUGCCGUUUCUCCUGGUCGACGUUCUCCACACUCCAAAUCCCCAGGCGAGUCUCCGAGAGAGCGCAAGGUGCCUUCUGAAGACAAGAAGAAGCCUAAAACCUUGGGUUAUCGGGACUCAAGCUACUACUGGGAGGUUUCCCCGAAUGAGGUCACCUUGCAGAAACGCAUUGGGGCUGGAUCCUUCGGCACUGUUUUCAAAGGCCGCUGGCAUGGGGACGUGGCAGUCAAGAUCCUCAAGGUCACCAACCCCACCAGUGAGCAAGUGCAAGCCUUCAAGAAUGAGAUGCAGGUGCUUAGGAAGACGCGUCAUGUCAACAUACUGCUCUUUAUGGGGUUCAUGACUCGACCCAGCUUCGCCAUCAUCACCCAGUGGUGUGAAGGCAACAGCCUUUAUCAGCAUUUGCAUGUACAAGAAACACCCCUAGAGAUGGUGCAACGGAUUGAUGUGGCCCGACAGACAGCACAGGGCAUGGAUUACCUUCAUGCUAAGAACAUCAUCCACCGGGACCUCAAAUCUAAUAAUAUCUUCCUGCAUGAAGGCUUGACAGUGAAGAUUGGUGACUUUGGCCUUGCCACAGUGAAGACACGUUGGAGUGGCUCACAGCAAGUGGAACAACCCAGUGGUUCCAUCCUCUGGAUGGCAUCAGAAGUGAUUCGAAUGCAGGAUCCCAAUCCUUACAGCUUCCAGUCAGAUGUCUACUCCUAUGGAGUCGUCCUCUAUGAGCUGCUCUCCGGGACUCUUCCGUACAGUCAUAUCAACAACCGGGACCAGAUCAUAUUCAUGGUUGGUCGGGGAUAUCUGUCCCCUGACCUUAGCAAGGUGCCAAGCAAUUGCCCCAAAGCCAUGCGCAGGCUAAUGAGUGAUUGCCUUAAAUUCAGUCGUGAAGAAAGACCCCUCUUCCCCCAGAUUCUGGCCUCCAUUGAGUCACUUCAGCACUCUUUGCCCAAGAUCGAGCGCAGCGCCUCUGAACCUGCAUUGCACCGUGUGGUCCACAACUGACCACUUCAGCUCUGUGGCGCUGCAGCUGAUGUGAAUUCAGAGAGUGAGGCUGCUGAGGGCCACGCAGUCCUUGAGGCCAGUAGCUGCUGUGCUCAGCCCUUCCGUAAAGCUGAUGCAGUGGGGGCACCUGGCAUUGCAUUGUCUUUUCUACACCUAUGGACAGAGGAAGCCCCACUUUUUUCUGUGGCCUGGUUUUUAUUCAACUCUUAGUCCUACGGCUUCAAGGAAUCUCCAAACAGCAGCUGCCAUGUUGUAAAGAGCCCACCGUGAGGUGAUUUGGGCUCCAUCUUCUCCAGGAGCACUUUUUAAACGGGCUCAACCUGUUUCAGGAACUCUUGUUCGUUUGUUUUGAAAGUCAGAAAGAAAAGUGUAAAAAAGAAACAUGAUGAUUAAAAAAAGCAAUAACAGUGAAACUACAGUGUGAGGCUUGUAGACAUUCCUUAUAAGAAGCAAAGUGGAGAAUUAUCAAGCAAUAAUAUCAUAGAAUAUUAAGGCCUGUCUGGUUCAGGGACUUCUUCUGUGUGUUCAGUCCUGUCAAAUGACAGAUUUAAGACUCCGUCAACAACAAAAUCUUGCUAACUUGUUUCAUUUCAAGAGCUUCUGGAGAGUAAAAAUUUGCAGUAGGAAGCUGCUGCUAGAAUU